Molecule: messenger RNA, 1698 nt
Organism: Arthroderma uncinatum
Lineage: Eukaryota; Fungi; Ascomycota; Eurotiomycetes; Onygenales; Arthrodermataceae
Product: putative HC-toxin efflux carrier TOXA
Exons: 8
Coding region: 1-1698 (565 amino acids)
Biological process (GO): transmembrane transport
Molecular function (GO): transmembrane transporter activity
Source: RefSeq, a predicted model, not a curated record
AUGUCAGCUUCCUGCUCUCCUGAAGGCGCCGUCGAGGCUGGACACCCGCUGGACGCUGAGAAAGCUUCUGGAGGUCAAGAUCAUGCAUCUUCUGGCGUACCAGCACUGAUCGUUGAUCCUGAUGAAUCGGGUCCUCGAUACCCCUACCUCAAGGGGAUCCCUCUGUACAACCUCACCACAGCUCUGAUUGUCGGGAUGCUACUUCUGGGCCUGGAUAUUAAUGUCGUUGCAACAGCCGUUCCCACAAUCUCGAACUACUUUGACAGUUUCAAGGACGUGAACUGGUAUGGUUCGGCCUUCCUCCUGGCCUUAUGUGCUACGCAACCGCUUGCUGGCAAGAUGUAUACCCUACUUCCUUCAAAGUAUCUUUACGUCGGUUGUAUGGCCGUCUUUGAGCUUGGAAACCUCGUCGGUGCACUCUCAACGUCAAGCAGUAUGGUCAUCGCUGGCCGGACAAUUGCCGGACUAGGGGCUUCGGGUCUUUUCAAUGGAGCCGUCGUUAUUCUAACAGCGUCUUCCCCCCCUAAGAUCCGACCUCUCGUCACAGCUUUUGGAAUUUCCAUGAUCGCAAUAGGAGGCAUCGUUGGUCCACUGGUGGGGGGUGCCUUUACCCAACACGUCAGCUGGCGUUGGUGCUUUUGGAUUUUUCUCCCAUUCGGCGGCAUCACCAUGGUCAUCAUGCUAAUCCUCCGUGUCCCCGAGCAAACUACUAAGCCGCCCAUGAAGUCCCUUCUCGUCAAACUUCCCAGAAGCCUCGAUUUUGUGGGCUUCGCCCUCUUCGCCUCUUCUUGCAGCCUGUUUCUGACCGCCAUCAACUGGGGCGGGACAACCUACUCUUGGGGCUCGGCAAAAGUGAUCGGUCUGCUUUGUGGAAGCGGUGGUAUAUUGGCACUUUUUGUCGGGUGGGCUAUCUACAUGGGUGAUGAAGCACUAAUCCCACCUCGCAUUCUUCGAGAGCGAAAUCUUUUCUUUGGCUGCUGGAUCUCCGGUCUACAAGGUGGUGCCACCAUCAUGGUGGGAUACUACCUGCCUUUGUGGUUUCAGGCCGUCAAGGGAGCCUCGCCAACCGACAGCGGGGUCAUGCUGCUGCCUACAGCUAUAAGUCAGAUUGUUGGUACAAUAACUUCAGGCGCACUAGUUCGCAAGCUCCAUUACGUUCCCCCCUGGGCAAUCCUUGGCAGUGUGAUGACAGCAAUAGGAACUGGGCUUAUAACCACCUUCACCGCUGAUACGAACAGGGCAAGACUAAUCGGUUAUCAAAUCAUCGCAGGAUUUGGACGCGGUGCGGCGUUGAGCAUGCCCAUCGUUGCAAGCCAAGAAUACCUAAGCGCAGAUUCCAUUGCUAUUGCCAGUUCUGCCAUUGCCCUGUGUCAAUAUCUGACUGGAUCUGUUGCCAUCUCCAUAGCCCAGGCUAUCUUCCAGAAUGGCUUGACGCCAGCUCUGCAAAAGUGGGCGCCCGACGUUGAUCCAUCAACAAUUUUGGGCGCUGGCGCUACAGGGUAUGCCAACAUAUUACCUCCUGACCAGCUCCCUGCUGUUCGAGCGGCGUAUAAUGAAGCUUUAAUCAAGGUCUUUUUUCUACCCACAGCCACUGCUGCUGUGGCUGCUUUGCUGAGCUUCGGCUUUUCUUGGAAAAAGAUUGGUGUAGAGGACAAGAAAAUAUCCACAAGUGAGUCAGAUGAGACCCAGAGUGAGUAG